Musa acuminata AAA Group (dessert banana) is the source of this 991-nucleotide messenger RNA. RefSeq names its product protein RDM16-like. Lineage: Eukaryota; Viridiplantae; Streptophyta; Magnoliopsida; Zingiberales; Musaceae. Gene Ontology annotation, cellular component: U4/U6 x U5 tri-snRNP complex. Gene Ontology annotation, biological process: mRNA splicing, via spliceosome. The transcript has a single exon. The record is from RefSeq and is a predicted model, not a curated record. The annotation marks the transcript as partial.
CAAAGAAAGAACAAAAGAGCCUGCCCCACCACCACCACCACCACCACAACCUCUAAAGCUAACAAAGAAAGAACAAAAGAAGCUCAGGACGCAGAGGCGUAUUGUGGUAGAGUGAGACAUGCAAGAAAUGACCAGACAAGGCCUUUAGAGGCUUUUAAGUCAGAGGUCAAAAUGAGCAACUUGAUGAAAGUUCUUGCUUCUGAAGCAACUCAAGAUCCAACAAAGCUUGAAAUGGAGAUUCGUAGUGCUGCUGCUGAGUGCAAACAAGCACAUGUUGAUAGAAACAUUGCUCGCAAGCUGACCCCUGCUGAACGGUGUGAAAAGAAAGAGAAGAAGCUUUAUGAUGAUCCCAAUUCAGUGGAGACUUUUGUCUGUGUGCAGGAUCAGGGACUUAUCUCACCUCCAAACACAGGUUGUCCUGUGAUAUCCAAAUUCACUGGAGACUUUUUGUCUGUGAAUGCUCAGGAGAACCAACUGACAGGUUGUGCUGUGAUAUCAGAUGACAUUAGUGUUGUGGUUGUGGAAGGAGUUAGAAAAUCAAUAAAAAGAUAUGGAAAGUUGAUGCUGAGAAGGGUAAACUUGGUUGCUGCAGUUGGCAACGAGGAAGAGCUUGGUGAGGAAACAGAUGGCCCUUCUAACAGUUGUGUCUUGGUGUGGCAGGGUAGUGCUGCUAGAAAGUCUUUGUUGAUGCUGGAUUUCCACAUUACUGGGAUCUGGCUAUCAACUUCUGGGAGGAACUGUUCCAAUUCAGUAACUUGGUAGAGUUCAAUUGAACCGUCCGUUCAGGUCGAGGACAGAUCUUUAAUUGCUGUUUUGGUUUUAAUUGACAGAUCUCUCCGGUUAAUUUCAUGUUGGUUUUGAUGAAUGACACGGUGUGCCUCUCACUCAUGUAUUUGCGAUUCUAUGUUUAUCGUUUGCGUGUAUCACAAGAAGACUAUGCUCAGUGGAUAUGUUGUGAAUUGUCUCUCACCCUAAGAUCAUUUUUUUUAGC